Molecule: messenger RNA, 1143 nt
Organism: Fomitiporia mediterranea MF3/22
Lineage: Eukaryota; Fungi; Basidiomycota; Agaricomycetes; Hymenochaetales; Hymenochaetaceae
Exons: 5
Coding region: 1-1143 (380 amino acids)
Source: RefSeq, a predicted model, not a curated record
AUGGCCCACGAGUCAAGACUAACAAAGGUAAAAACAAGCUCAAGAGCAAUAAACUCGAACGUCUUCAAUCGAUUUCGGCUGCAUCCGCUGCGAAAAAACUUCAAAAGUCUCGCGUGGAAGUUCAUAGAUCGAUGUCGCUACCAGUGUACCAUUAAAAUUGCUCUGGGAUGGUGUAUUUGCGAUGUUUCUCGUCAACAUCCAUCUUUUGCAUCCUUUGGCUUCUCAGUGAAGCCCACUGAAACAAUGAACGUUCAAUCCAUUCAUUCCGUGCUAGAGCUUUUCAAGUCAUCCUCUGUGCCACUAUUCAAGGGCGACCCCACCUCGUUCUUGUCUCUGACUGGUCCAAAACCAGCGCUAGCCGAUUGCGUACUUGACGAAAAAUCGGAAUUCUGCAAACCUGGUAACUUGCUGAGCUGUUGUGCAAGACCUUCCAUCCGGUUGGAUCUUAAACUCGGUUCCAUGAUUCACCAUGUGGUAGGCUUCAGUGAUUUCGCGAAAUCGCCUUGUCGUUCGAAUGCUUAUGAGUUUCCAAUAAUUUUCGCAUUCAUCGUGACCGUAGCCUGCUUCGGUAGUGAAGAGUUCCCUUGCGGCAUUGAAACAAAGCGACUCCAUCUCCAAAAGCUGACGCCGAAUUGGGCAUCGCUUUUAUAUAAUCACAUGGAGAAGGAAGCCAUUGGCCGUACAGGAAGUGCGAAACAGAAAGAAUACAAAAGAGGAAACAAGAGAUACAAAUACAGAAACGAGUACAAGUACAGAGCAGGUGGAGGACAAGAACUGCUGGUGGAAAGUCGAGGAAGGACUUUGGGGUGCAGUCGCGACGCGGAAAGUAGAGAUAAACGUGCCGAAAGUGAUGAAGGGCUAUCGCCGACGUUGUUGUGCAGACGCCUGGCAAUCGUUCAACUCGCCAUUGCAUCGGAGGAUACUGUCGAGUUGCUGAUAUGCACCUCGGAAGACUCGGAUAAAUUGCGGAUAGUGUUGGAGAGGCAUUAUCUAGCAUGGAGCAGACGCCCAGCUGACGAUGGUCGAUUUCGAAGUCCACGGACGCGUCACCGGCACCGGACUAACAAGAAGACAGACACAAUAAGCCAGGAGGACGAGCAGGCCGACUUUGUGGUUCGUUACCGUAAUCGAGGUGUGGAAUGA